Molecule: messenger RNA, 453 nt
Organism: Tricharina praecox
Lineage: Eukaryota; Fungi; Ascomycota; Pezizomycetes; Pezizales; Pyronemataceae
Exons: 1
Coding region: 59-391 (110 amino acids)
Source: RefSeq, a predicted model, not a curated record
GUCUCCACCCCCUCUAUUCCUCUCCUUCAGCAGCAUCUUCCUUUUCCAGGGCGUUUUGAUGGUGGUGGAUAGCAGGCCGGGGCUUUCUUGGUUUCUUGGUAUCUUUCCAUCUUUAGUUUUUCUUUCUUUCUUUCUUUCCUUCUUUCCUUCUGUAUCUUGCGGUGGGCAGAGGGCGCGUGGUCUGUACUCUGAUGGGCUCUGGAGUUUGAUGUUUGCAUUGCAUGUUUUGGCCGGUAGUUGCACUUUUAUCAAGAUCACACACCACCAUACGUCUUCUUUCUCGUGCCUCUGGUCCACGGCGGCGGCGGCGAAGUGUCCAUCGUUUCUUGCGUAUCAUCCCAUCAUCCCACCAUCCAUCCAUAUAUUACCGCAUAACUGCAUAGCUGCAUAACUGCAUCAUGCAACAGCACGCAGCGCCGUCCGUCCGUAUCAGUUUCCAAGCGCAAGGACGGG